Messenger RNA from Trichomonas vaginalis G3, 593 nucleotides. Its product is annotated as attachment subunit-related family. Lineage: Eukaryota; Parabasalia; Trichomonadida; Trichomonadidae. The annotation marks the transcript as partial. The record is from RefSeq and is a predicted model, not a curated record. The transcript has a single exon.
AUGGAAGGAAGAACAAGUGUCGCAAACAAUUCGUCGACUACCUCUGCAGUUAAAGUUCCUACAACUUAUGUCUCAUCAUUCUCAAAACCCUUACGACCUCCUAUAAUACCAAAGCAACUUCCUCAUACAAUUGCAAACAAAUUGUUGGACAAUUCAAGACAAUCUACUCAAGAAAAUACCAUACAAACAAACGAAACAACAGAUACAGUUGUACCAGACACAACAGGACAAGUUUUACAGUCUUCUCCAAUUGCAAACCAAUUGUCCAACAAUUCAAGACAAUCUACUCAAGAAAAUACCAUACAAACAAACGAAACAACAGAGGAACAACCAAGCGCGUCAUCGAUGACGACAAGGUCCCAGAUGAGAUACCUCGCGUUCGCGAAGCAAUUUCAAUCAGGAGAUACAGAAAAUACAGAAGAAAACACUACCAUAUCUGAACGUGUUCGCAGGCAAUAUGCUAAAAAAGACUUCAACUCCUUGAAAAACUCAAAAACCAAUGGGAAAUUCAAGACGACACCGAUUAUUCGGAAGUGUUUCAGUCUGUUAUGGAUAGUUUGCAACCAGUUGAAAAUGAAGUUAAAGACCCAUGU